AUGAGCAACCUUCUCCACAAUGAGUCCAUGGCUGACGAGUCCUCUGAUAUUGAAGGAUCCGCUUAUCCAUCAAAGAAAAUCAAGACUGAGCAUGAUACUGAUGAUAUGGCCACGGAUGAAGUCGAAUCUGGUCACCGUCUCUCGGACCUACAGACACUAUUCUCCAAGGGCAAGGGUGGCCGUAAGGUUGGGAGUGGUGCGGGCCAGAAGAGAAAGCAACCGAGCCAGUAUUCACAGAACAAAUCUACGGAGUAUCAGCAGAUGACCUUGGAAGAAAGAACCAUUGCGGAAAGCUUGGUGGCAGUAGAACUCAAUGAGACUAGAACACAAUCAGGCUACUCGCGAGAGUUCAUCCGGGCGAAGCUGGCGGCUGAAAAGGCCAUCUUGGAAGAGAAAUCAGGUCGCCAGGCAGACUUUCUCGUAGCUCAUAGUAAGCUUGCUCAUGAGAAGCCUGAGCAUGAGCUAUUCUGGGACGAUACUGAUGGUGAAGAUGAAGAUCAAGCUCCGAUCGAUUCCGUCAAGAGAGGCAUGAUUGACGAGAUUAAAGAUGAUACUACUAGUAUUCAGCAGGCUAUUAAGAUGGCAUAUCUUGAUGUACACUCUUGGGACUUUGACACUCCUGAGCGCCUUAAGGGCACUCAAGCACCUCUAGAUAUGGCCUCAGCGGCCGAGGCUGCUGAAAAUCGACGAAGCCAUGACCCGAGUAAAAUGUCUCGCAGUUACCAGAUGUGGAUCAUGUUCAAAGACGGAUGUGAGCAAAACCUCGCGGACCUGGCGAACAAAACCAGACUGUGA
This is a messenger RNA of Fonsecaea monophora, 795 nucleotides long. RefSeq lists its product as hypothetical. The record is from RefSeq and is a predicted model, not a curated record. The transcript has 5 exons. NCBI's taxonomy places the organism in Eukaryota, Fungi, Ascomycota, Eurotiomycetes, Chaetothyriales, Herpotrichiellaceae. The coding region runs from base 1 to 795 and encodes 264 amino acids.